Molecule: messenger RNA, 963 nt
Organism: Lodderomyces orthopsilosis Co 90-125
Lineage: Eukaryota; Fungi; Ascomycota; Pichiomycetes; Serinales; Debaryomycetaceae
Exons: 1
Coding region: 1-963 (320 amino acids)
Cellular component (GO): mitochondrion
Molecular function (GO): electron transfer activity; flavin adenine dinucleotide binding
Source: RefSeq, a predicted model, not a curated record
AUGAUAUUCAAGAGAUUGUUUUCAGUUACAAGAUCAUUGAGGGAUAGUUUGGUCUUGAUUGAAGGCUCCAAAGGUCAAAUCAAUCCGGCAUCCUUGUCCACUGUUUUUGCUGCUGCCCAGAUUGGUGAGCCGAUAACGGCAUUGGUUGUUGAUCCAAGUAUAGCUGAUGGGGCGGCCAAAGUUGAGGGUGUUACCAAGGUCCUCAAAACUGGAAAAACAUACAAUCACUACUUGUCAGAACAAGUGAGCCCCUUGUUGAAACAAUUGAUUGAUGGAAAGUUCACCCACUUUUUAAUUUCCGGAUCCUCUAUUGGAAAGUCGAUUUUACCAAGAUUGGGAGCUUUGCUAGACGUACAACCGUUGAGCGACAUUACAAAGGUGAUUGAUGGAAAGACAUUCGUACGUCCCAUUUAUGCCGGGAAUGCGUUGGCUACUGUCAAGUCAAAAGACAAUGUGGUUCUUGCAUCUGUCAGAGCUUCUGCUUUUCCACCAGCAAAGGAACAAGAGGCAGCACCAAUUGAGGAGGUAACUGCACAAGCUGAAUCAGAUAAUAGUGCUGAAUUUGUUUCUGAAGAAUUAGUUACAUCCGAAAGACCAGAAUUGGGUUCCGCCACUCGUGUGGUUGCAGGAGGUCGUGGGCUAAAGAGUAAAGAGACAUUUGAUGCAUUGAUUGAUCCUUUGGCUCAAAAAUUAAAUGCCGCAAUUGGUGCAUCUAGAGCAGCUGUUGAUUCAGGUUUCUGUGACAACUCGUUGCAAGUUGGUCAAACUGGUAAAAUUGUUGCACCUGAUUUGUACUUUGCAAUCGGUAUCUCGGGUGCUAUACAGCAUUUAGCCGGUAUGAAGGAUGCUAAGGUGAUUGUUGCUAUAAACAAAGAUGCAGAAGCACCAAUUUUCAAUGUGGCCGAUAUCGGCCUUGUUGGUGACCUUGAGGCUAUUGUGCCAGAGUUGACUGAGAAGAUCUAG